Messenger RNA from Lottia gigantea (owl limpet), 1176 nucleotides. RefSeq lists its product as hypothetical. Gene Ontology annotation, biological process: adenylate cyclase-modulating G protein-coupled receptor signaling pathway; cell surface receptor signaling pathway. Gene Ontology annotation, molecular function: G protein-coupled peptide receptor activity. Gene Ontology annotation, cellular component: plasma membrane. The coding region runs from base 1 to 1176 and encodes 391 amino acids. The record is from RefSeq and is a predicted model, not a curated record. NCBI's taxonomy places the organism in Eukaryota, Metazoa, Mollusca, Gastropoda, Lottiidae. The transcript is spliced from 11 exons.
AUGGCUACUAGCAAACUGUCUGUGAUUGAAGAAAGAACAUUACAAGCCAGGGCUCUAGCUAACGAAAUUUGUAAACAGGAAGUGCUUUUAAAGCCACCACCUCAAGAUGGGAGACAGUAUUGUCGAGCUCUAUUUGAUGGUUGGGGAUGUUGGAAUUACACUCUAGCUGGUGAUAGAGCCUUUAUACCUUGUCCACAGCAUAUAUUUUACCGUACUGAUGGAUUUGCCCAUAAGGACUGUGAUGAAAAUGGAACAUGGCGGGUGUACCAAGAACGAAAUAACCGACACUGGUCCAAUUAUACAGUUUGUUCUAAAUGGACAGCCGAACAGUUAGAUGAAUUAGAGGUCGGAGAAGAUUAUGGUUAUAUUUAUGUAUUUAUUGCUGGUUAUUCCUUAUCAUUAUUGUUAUUGGUUAUUUCACUUGCUAUAUUUUUUGUAUUUAGACAGUUAAGAUGUGAAAGAAUUACAAUCCAUAAAAAUUUAUUCUUUUCCUAUUUAUUUACUGGUUUAACAUGGAUCCUUUACUAUUCAUUGGUAAUAUUAAACGGCCAUGUUAUAUUACAAAAUCCGAUCUGGUGCCAGGCUCUACAUGUUUUAGCUCAGUAUUUUACUGUAUGUAACUUUGCCUGGAUGUUCUGUGAAGGGGUGUAUUUACACACUAUCAUGGUACAAGCUUAUAGAUCAGGAAAAACUUUACUCAUCUGCUGUAUAGUGUUUGGUUGGAGUGUACCUCUAUUAUUAACUGCUAUAUAUACUGGUGUGAGAGGUUCGCUGGAACUACAUUCAACAGAUUGUUGGAUAUUUGCUGAUAAAUAUCAAUGGAUUUUAUUUGGACCAGUUGUUGCUUCAGUUGCUAUAAAUAUUUGUUUAUUGAUCAACAUUAUAAGGUUACUGGUAACUAAACUGAGACAAAUACCAGAAGCUUCACAAAGCAAGAAAGCAGCGAGGGCAACUCUGAUCUUGGUACCAUUAUUUGGUUUACAGUAUUUGAUAAUGCCAGUCAAACCAGGAAAAGAUUCACCUUUUUAUGAUUUUUACCAUUAUUUCAUUGCUUUAUUAACAUCGUUACAGAAUUAUGAUCCUACUUCCGGUUUUUCACCAACCGUGUGCGUUAAGACUGUUUUUUUCUGGAUUUUAGAUCUGAAACUUGCGCAGAAAAUGGGCUCUUUAAGAUAG